Molecule: messenger RNA, 387 nt
Organism: Letharia columbiana
Lineage: Eukaryota; Fungi; Ascomycota; Lecanoromycetes; Lecanorales; Parmeliaceae
Exons: 2
Coding region: 1-387 (128 amino acids)
Source: RefSeq, a predicted model, not a curated record
AUGGCAUCCCGCAUCCUCCGUCUCUCCACACGCUCCCCGGCGUCCCUCCAACCACUCCGUUAUCCCUUCACCCCACCCAUCUUCCGCCGCAGCCUCACAACCACAUAUCCCCGUUUCGCCGAAGGCGACCUCGGCAACCCGCAAUCCAGUUCCAGCGAUCAAGCCCAGCUCAAGAAGACCCGCGGGACCGAGGGUGCCAAUUCCCCAGAUACAGCGAGUGUGCAACAACCUGUGUCGGAGCGGAGCGCUAUUCCGGGCGACAAAGAUGAGGGUACACCUACGGAGGAUGCGGUGAAGAGGAAUCCAGAGGAGCCAGCGGAGAAGAAGAGGGAGAGCGUGGAGAAGCAGGGGGAGAAGCCGCUAGGGCCAGAGGAUGAGCAGAAAUGA